Molecule: messenger RNA, 1797 nt
Organism: Coregonus clupeaformis (lake whitefish)
Lineage: Eukaryota; Metazoa; Chordata; Actinopteri; Salmoniformes; Salmonidae
Product: proline-rich extensin-like protein EPR1
Exons: 2
Coding region: 1-1797 (598 amino acids)
Source: RefSeq, a predicted model, not a curated record
AUGAAGAACAUUGACACAGCACCCCCCACUCUGUCCCCCAGCAGCACCCCCCACUCUGUCCCCCAGCAGCACCCCCCACUCUGUCCCCCAGCAGCACCCCCCACUCUUGUCCCCAGCAGCACCCCCCACUCUGUUUCCCAGCAGCACCCCCCACUCUGUCCCCCAGCAGCACCCCCCACUCUGUCCCCCAGCAGCACCCCCCACUCUGUUCCCCAGCAGCACCCCCCAGCAGCACCCCCCACUCUGUCCCCCAGCAGCACCCCCCACUCUGUCCCCCAGCAGCACCCCCCCACUCUGUCCCCCAGCAGCACCCCCCCACUCUGUCCCCCAGCAGCACCCCCCACUCUGUCCCCCAGCACCCCCCCACUCUGUCCCCCAGCAGCACCCCCCCACUCUGUCCCCCAGCACCCCCCACUCUGUCCCCCAGCACCCCCCACUCUGUCCCCCAGCAGCACCCCCACUCUGUCCCCCAGCACCCCCCCACUCUGUCCCCCAGCAGCACCCCCCACUCUGUUCCCCAGCAGCACCCCCCACUCUGUCUCCCAGCAGCACCCCCACUCUGUCCCCCAGCAGCACCCCCCACUCUGUUCCCCAGCAGCACCCCCCCACUCUGUCCCCCAGCAGCACCCCCCACUCUGUUCCCCAGCAGCACCCCCCACUCUGUCCCCAGAAGCAAUCCCCACUCUGUCCCCCCAGCAGCACCCCCCCACAUCUUGUUCUCCAGCAGCACCCACCUACUCUGUUCCCCAGCAGCACCCCCCACUCUGUCCCCCAGCAGCACCCCCCACUCUGUCCCCCAGCAGCACCCCCCACUCUGUCCCCCAGCAGCACCCCCCACUCUGUCCCCCAGCAGCACCCCCCACUCUGUCCCCCAGCAGCACCCCCCCCACUCUGUCCCCCAGCAUUACCCCCCCACUCUGUCCCCCAGCAGCACUCCCCCACUCUGUCCCCCAGCAGCACCCCCCCCACUCUGUCCCCCAGCAGCACCCCCCCCACUCUGUCCCCCAGCACCCCCCCACUCUGUCCCCCAGCAGCACCCCCCCACUCUGUCCCCCAGCACCCCCACUCUGUCCCCCAGCACCCCCCCACUCUGUCCCCCAGCACCCCCCAACUCUGUCCCCCAGCAGCACCCCCCCCACUCUGUCCCCCAGCAGCACCCCCCCCACUCUGUCCCCCAGCACCCCCCCACUCUGCCCCCAGCAGCACCCCCCCACUCUGUCCCCCAGCAGCACCCCCCACUCUGUCCCCCAGCAGCACCCCCCCACUCUGUCCCCCAGCAGCACCCCCCCACUCUGUCCCCCAGCAGCACCCCCCCCCACUCUGUUCCCCAGCAGCACCCCCACUCUGUCCCCCAGCAGCACCCCCCACUCUGUCCCCCAGCAGCCCCCCCCACUCUGUUCCCCAGCAGCACCCCCCCACUCUGUCCCCCAGCAGCACCCCCCACUCUGUCCCCCAGCAGCACCCCCCCACUCUGUCCCCCAGCAGCACCCCCCACUCUGUCCCCCAGCAGCACCCCCCCACUCUGUUCCCCAGCAGCACCCCCCACUCUGUCCCCCAGCAGCACCCCCCACUCUGUCCCCCAGCCCCCCCCCACUCUGUCCCCCAGCAGCACCCCCCACUCUGUCCCCCAGCACCCCCCCACUCUGUCCCCCAGCACCCCCCCACUCUGUCCCCCAGCAGCACCCCCCCACUCUGUCCCCCAGCACCCCCCACUCUGUCCCCCAGCAGCACCCCCCACUCUGUCCCCCAGCAGCACCCCCCACUCUGUCCCAGUCUGGAACACGGUCAGUAGCAUGA